AUCCUGCGCUGUCAUUGGGCAGCGGACACGCUCUCUCUCCUCCUCUACACACCAGGGAGCAGCAUCACCACUACUGCAAGUGGCAGCCGGCAGGAGGGGAUGGGCGGAUGAGAUGCGAUGAAACCUUUCUUAGAGUGCCCAAAUCCUGCAGGAAUCUGUUGUCUCAACUGAGACCACGAAGCGUGGAUGGAGCCACUGGCAUGCCAAACAGACAGACUUGCUUUGUUUUCAUCUCUCUCAAGUGCUCUACUGAGAAUCUAUAUAUAAACAGCUUUCUUCCUGCCAUUUUGGCACUGCCAAACUCCCCUCCUGCUCCUGAAUCAGCAUAACAUCACUGCGUGGGUGAAAGGGAGAGAGGAGCAAGGCCAAACCGGAGCUGGGAGCAUCAAAUUAUUCAUGUAGAGUGCUUUAGCUUGUACAGCAGUGAGCGAUGUGGGCUGUGCUUCCCACCUCUACCCACACUGUUUGGAGAAAAUCAGGGCUCCUGAUGAAGGUGUGUAGGUAAUACUUUGAGAGCCUGGUAAGACGCCAUGUCUGAAGAGGCGAUUUCAGAAAGUGACCUGGAGCCCAGCCUUAACAGUGAAGAGGAGUAUUUGGAAAAUGAGGAAGAGGAGGACAUUGAGGACAUGGAGGAAGAUGAGGAUGAAAAUGAUGGAGACGAUGAAGAUGAUAGUGUUGAACGACCCGGGAGUACUGAAACAGCUCAGGAUGGCAGGGAUUCCGCUUCAGCUACCUCCGGAGAGCCAUCCUCAGAGCCUCCGUCUCAGCCUGCGUCCCGUCCAUCCUCCAGACCUGCCUCCCGCUCCCAGCCUCCAACGAGCCCAGAAAACUCGAGCCAGAGCAAGCCACUCUCUAGCAAAACAAAGAAACAAAAAGCCUCCAAAUUAACCAAAUCCUCAAAGUCUUCAAAAGGCUCCAAACCUUCAAAGCCAUCUAAGCCUGCACACAUGAGGAAGAAUAUCAGAAAACUGCUGAAAGAGGAUCAGCUGGAGGCUGGGACUAAGGCUGCUCAACAGGAGGAGAUGGAGAGGCGAAAACGUCUGGAGCAGCAGAGGAAGGACUUCCCUACGCCAGCCCCAACUGUCCCAGACUCACAGCUAGUGGACACUGCUUCACUUUUGGGAGAAGUAUCUCACUUGGUCCCUGCUCUCCUGAGCAAGCAGGAUGUGAUCUGUCUGGACAGCAGUGCAGAUGAAGAGGAAAAAGUGGACCCCACACUGCCGGAACAUGCCAUUAGAGAUGAUGUAAUCGAGCUCAGUUCUGGGGACGAGGACGCCCUGCAGAUAAGCAGUGAGUCGGCCGACGAGGAUGCUGAUGGUGCUACCGGCUCAGAUGAGAGCAGCGGGGCACACAUCAACGACGCUCUGAAUCUGCCUGAUGCCCAGGGUCGAGUGCUGGUUAAUAUAAAUCACCCCGCAGAGGAGAAAGACAUUUACCUCGCGCCACAGCUGGCCAGGGCCGUCAAACCUCACCAGAUCGGGGGAAUCCGGUUUCUCUAUGAUAACCUCAUCGAGUCUCUGGAGCGGUAUAAGACCAGCAGUGGCUUUGGCUGCAUCCUCGCUCACAGCAUGGGGUUGGGCAAGACUCUGCAGGUCAUCUCCUUCAUUGACAUCCUACUGAAGAAUACUGAGGCUCACACUGUGCUGGCCAUUGUUCCUGUGAACACACUUCAGAACUGGCUGACGGAGUUUAACCUCUGGCUCCCACCCCAAGAGUCCCUCUCCCCAGACACUGACCCUGCACUCCUCACAGGCCGCCAGUUCAAAGUUCACAUCCUCAAUGACGAGCACAAAACAACGCUGGCCCGGGCCAAAGUUGUAGAUGAGUGGUCCAGAGAUGGAGGGGUGUUGCUGAUGGGUUAUGAGAUGUACCGCCUGCUGUCCAUGAAGAAGAGUUUUGUGAUGGGCAAGAAGAGGAAAUCGAAGAAGGCCGCGGGGCCAAUCAUCAUUGACCUGGAUGAAGAAGAUAGACAGCAGGAACUCAUGAAAGGUAUUGAAAGGGCCAUCGCGCGGCCUGGCCCAGAUGUGGUGAUAUGUGACGAGGGUCAUCGCAUUAAGAACUACCAUGCCAGCACAUCACAGGCUCUGAAGAACAUCCGCUCCCGGCGCAGAGUAGUCCUGACAGGUUACCCAUUGCAGAACAACCUCAUCGAGUACUGGUGCAUGGUGGACUUUGUUAGACCCGACUUUUUAGGCACGCGUCAGGAGUUCAGCAACAUGUUUGAGCGGCCCAUUCUGAACGGACAGUGCGUGGACAGCACGCCUCAAGAUGUCCGCUUGAUGCGCUACCGCAGCCACGUGCUGCACAGCCUGCUGGAGGGUUUUGUCCAGAGACGUGGUCACGAUGUGCUGCGAGACCAGCUUCCCUCCAAGGAGGAGCAUGUGAUCCUGGUGCGGCUCUCUCCCGUUCAGAGGGCGCUGUAUACCGAGUUCAUGAAACGCUUUAGAGAAGCAGGGAACAGUGGCUGGCUCGGUCUAAACCCACUCAAGGCCUUCUGUGUAUGCUGCAAGAUCUGGAAUCACCCAGACGUCCUCUAUGAAGCCCUGCAAAAGGAGAAUCAGGCCAACGAGCAGGACCUGGACCUGGACGACAUCACUUCGGCUAGUAACCCCCGCUGCCUCAAAGCCAAAGUAGCCGACUCGAGCAACAGCAAAGUCAACAACACUCUGCCACCACUCAAUCCCUCUCAGGAUAGAGCCAAUCAAGUCAUCACAUAUGAAUGGGCAAAGGACAUAAUGUCAAACUACCACACAGGAGUUCUGGAGAACUCUGCCAAGAUGGUUCUGCUUUUCCAUUUGAUUGAUGAGAGUGUGAGAAGAAAAGACAAGAUUUUGGUCUUCAGUCAAAGUUUGUCCACCCUGAGUGUCAUUGAGGACUUCUUAUCAAAGAGACCCAUGCCAGCAGGCAUCGCCUCCUCUGACGCCCAGAGCCAAAACUGGGUUCGCAACCUCAACUACUACAGACUGGAUGGGAGUACGUCUGCUUCAGAAAGAGAGCGACUUAUCAAUCAGUUUAAUGACCCAGAGAACAACACAACAUGGGUCUUCCUACUUUCUACAAGAGCGGGCUGCUUGGGGGUUAAUAUGAUUGGGGCCAACCGCGUUGUUGUGUUUGAUGCCUCCUGGAACCCAUGCCACGAUGCCCAAGCGGUGUGUAGGGUGUACCGCUAUGGUCAGAAGAAACCCUGCUACAUUUACCGCCUUGUCUGUGAUUUCACCUUGGAGAAGAAGAUAUACGACAGACAAGUCUCCAAACAGGGCAUGUCUGACCGUGUGGUGGAUGACCUGAACCCAGUGCUGAACUUCACUCGUAAGGAAGUGGAGUCGCUGCUGCAUUUUGUGGAAGAGGAACCUGACCAAAUCUCCCUGUCAUCCCGGGAGGACUUUGAAGCAGUGAUGUACCAAGCAUGUCAUCUUUACCCACACCUCAUCACCAAGCAACCUUUCCCUCACGAGUCUCUGCUGGUGGACCGCAAGGAGUCAAAACUGACCAAAGCAGAGAAGAGAGCAGCUAAGAAGAGCUACGAGGAUGAGAAACGAGCCUCUGUCCCCUACUCUCGGCCAUCGUACGCCCCUUAUUACCCAACCAACGAUCAGUCGCUCACAAACAUACCAGCCUUUAACCAACGCGGCUGGCGUCCCACGGCAAGACCAGACGAUAAGCCUGUGGCAAGCGUCAGGCCAAUCCAGUCGACCCCAGUUCCCAUGAUGCCUCGCCAGGUGGGCAUGGGCAUGGCUGGCUCCAGCUCUGCUGGCAGCCUGCCUGUCAACUUCCUGCAGAAAGCUGGAGUGUAUGUGCAGAGGAUCGUCACCACAACUGAUAUUGUAAUCCCAGGAGCCAACAGCUCAACAGAUGUUCAAGCUCGCAUUACUGCAGGAGAGAGCAUCCAUGUUAUCAGAGGAUCUAAAGGUACCUACAUUAGGACGAAUGAUGGAAGAAUUUUUGCCAUUCGAUCUGGGAAGAUCAGCAGACCAGCAGGCGGAGGGUCAGCUGCUUCAAGAGACACCCAGAGUUCCCUGAUCCAUCCAGUUAGUAAUGGCUGUUCAUCCCCUGUGGACCAACAGCAGCAAUCCCCCAAUGGGCAGCAGCGGCCCUCCUCUCCCUUAAGCUCUGAGAUUCUCAGAGAGAUCAGCCGCUACACGACAUCCACAGGUGAUGGCUCCACUGGGGUGGGGAAUGAAUUGCAGUCACCGUCAGACGUGUCGGCUGCAACAGCAGGGGAUGGAGGCAGUUUGCAGAACAAUCAGACUGGUGAUCUCGGCAGGCAGGUCGGUGAUGACCUGCUGAGCUCGGCUUUAGAGAUGCGUGGCAGCAAACGCAGGAGUACUGAAAGCGAGGGCAACACACAAAUAGGAAGCAAACGCACAUCUGCUGCAACACAUUUUGCUGGACUGUCCAUGGGCUCCAGUGGCCUCAGCUUUCCUCCCGUGGGUCUGAACUCCUCCUCCUUACUGGGGAACCUUAGUCACAUGAGUCAUCCACUUCUGAUGGGUGGUAGUGGUGGAUCGUCAUUCCGUCAGACACCAGGACAAGCACUGGCUGACCUACAGACAAUGUUCCCCUCUGCAAGUUCGGACCUACUGAGACAGUCUGCCACAGGGAACGGACACCUUCCCGUUCCCUCCUCGUCCUCUUUGCCCACUGUUUUCUCCUCGGCGUCCACCACCAUUCCUAUGUCAUCUACACCCUCGGCAGCAACUUCUUCCUCCCUGGCGUCAGGUUCUCUGCCUCCGUACUUGAUGAAUCCCAACAUGUCUGGCUUGCUUUCGUCAGGCUUCCCUCUCAACUACAGUCAGUCGCUGCUCCCUGAGCCGAGAAUGUUCCCCUCCCCUCUCCUCUCCCGGUCUGGAGGAUUCUCUGCGCCUAACUCCAGCUCUGCUACAUCCAGUUUCCUCUCCCAUUUCAACAACCCAACUUCCAGCCUGCUGGGUGCAGCUCUAACCCAGCCGGACAGACAUCAGAGUAAGGAGAAUGGCAGCAGCAGUUCUGAUGACGACGUUAUAGAGGUGACAGGACAGUAGAGACUCCUGAAGAGGCAUUUUCACACGCAAUUUUAUCAAUCAUGGUUAACAAAGUACAUUAGGGAUGGGAAUGAUUAAACAAACUAAAGAAAUUCUGUUAUAUUAUCUGCCUUAACCUCUAAAUUGAUGAUUGAUGGUAAAAUGCAUUGUUAUAUUCUGAAUGUGUAAACGCAUCAGAGUACAAGGGCGGUCAAGAGGGGGAAAAGGGGAAUUUCUACAAUGAGUAAAAAAACAAACUUUUCAGGAACUAAAAAUUUAUGUUUAUCCUGGACACAUACAAUGUUAGAAAAGAUUGUGAAGUUCAAGUCACGUCAGAGGGGGGCCAAAAAAAGUACAUUCCCAUUCCUAAUGGUCUCAUUAAACGACUAACACACACACACACACACACACACACACACACACACACACACACACACACACACACACACACACACACACACACACACACACACACACACACACACACACACACACACACACACACACACACACACAGACUCUCACCUGCAAAUGAGAGAAUCAACUUGUACCUUAAUGACUUAACGAAGUCAGAGUAAAAAUCCUAAUGCUGAAUAUCCCAGACUUGUUCAGCUGGAGCAUCAGAGCAGUGGAAACAGGCCUUUGUCGUACGGGGACCAGCUGAAUCUUUCGGGGUGGCGCUUUUUGAGCACAGCCUCUCCUGCUACACUUUUAAGCAAGGCCUCGCUGGGCUGUUACUUUAAUUUCCUCUGAAUUCAGGUGGAAUAAUGUGAUGAAAACCUGUUUGAUUGUCUCAUGACUUAUUGCUGUGAAACAGUCAAGGGCAAAGCAAAAUUUGACUUGCUGUUACACGUGUCAGCCGUACUCACCCGCUGAACUCUAACUUGCUCAUUUUUCUUCAGCACAGUUUCCUUGUUCUAGUAAACAAAACUGGAAAGCUACAUACUACACAAUAACAGCGGCUACAGAAUGUGGCGUUAAUAUUUCCUCAAAAUCCAGUUCACAAUAUAUUUAGAGAAAAUCCUUCAAGUCUUACCUUUAUCAACAAAUUUUAGGCUUUCGGAGCAUAUUUUAAUCUUUAGCAAUUUGAUAGACAUUGUAGCAUCCCCUGUUGAAAGGAUAUUAUGUGUGAUACUAUAACUGAACAUGUUGAUACUUUGUAAAUAGCAGUCAUUAUCAUUGUUUAUAUUACAAGUCAAUACUGUGCAGUGUGUAGAUUUUGGUUGUAGGGAGACGGUUCAUUAACACAGUGACUAUCAUGACAAUGAAUACACCCUAGCAUUUAUGCUUGGGAAACAAAUUUACGUUUAACUUUAUAAUUGACUGUUUUUUUCCCCCCUUUCCUUUAAAACAAAAAUGAAUGUACUUUCAUGUUAGCCUUUGAUAACACAGGGGCUGGGACAAGGAUUCGGACUGUGUUCUUUCAUUUUUAGCCUUAAAUAACACAAAGGAGUCUUGAGUCUUAGCAUUUAUCAUAGUACGUCCUUUUUACAAAUCUGUUGGAAGAACUACUGAGCAUUUAGACAGUCGGUGUCGAACUAAAGAAAAAAACUGUGUGGGGCAGAUUGAGCACAGUGACUAAAAGCACCAAGCGUGAAUGCCAAAAAGGAGCGCAAACCAAGGUUUAAUGUUGCUAGCACGUUCGUUAAAGCUGGUCACCUGUCUUCUUUUGCAGUUUUAACUAUAGCGUCCCCACCAUCUGUUGAUACGUCAUCCCUCAGUCAGCCUACACCCAACAUGUAGUUUCUUUUGGAUUAUUUACAGAUCCUUGCUGAGAACAAAUAUUACCUAAACUGUAGAAAACAUUGCAUUCAUGCAGCCUUGGUGUAUAAAAACCUGAAGUCAAUGUAGCCCCCAACCAUCAAGCCAGAUCACAUUUCAUUACAACCACCUGUGACUGUGACAGAGCCAGGUCAGGUGGUGUGGUGGCCUUACCGAACUGACAGUGCCGUUAGGUGGUAGCUUUUCACAGAGGUGUCUCUUUAAAAGCAGUGCAGUGUAAGUAGCUUCUGUGAGUAGUGUCAGUCAGUGUAGGUCUGCGGCGCUUUAGGGAGUUUAGGUCUUUGCUGUUCUCUGUAGCCUUGUCUUUCUGUGUUGUGAUGACACCUCAAGGUAUGUAGAUUUAGGAAAUUCCCUUUCCUCCGUUGGUAAAAUAGGCCGGACGCCGUGGUUUUUAGCCUUUAGAAAACACUGGAUAACCUGAAACAGCAGGUCACUUCCUAUGACGUUCCUCCCCCCUCCCCCUUUUUCUUUUUGGAGAUGUUAUGUUGUAGGGACCUUUUGCUCCCACAGUCUGAGUACUGUUCACUUUUGGUUAUUUUUGCUACUGGCUCCUUCCCUGUUGUUCUGGAUGCUUCAUUUCUAUCAUCAAGGACAACUCAAGUUUUUUCUCAUUUCUUGGGGACUUGUGGUGGUUUCAGAUUGGAGCUGGCACUUGGAAAAAGGAUCAUAUCUGCUUGCGAACUGUGCAAGGUACAUCAUACUGACGCCAUGUCUUUAUUCUCAGUCUUCUCAAGCCAUUGGAAACACUGCAUUUUAAUCUUGGGAAUCAUCCGUUUAUAAAACAAAACCUGUCAUCCAUUUCUCGUCAGUUAUUUGCAUUUUUAUGUUUCAUGGGAAUAUUAAAUUUUUUUUAAAAUGCUUUUUUAUAACUUCUUACUGGCAUCCACUCACCUGGCAGUUUCCCUUAUUUCAGUGUAAGUGUCUGAAAUGUAUUUAUUUAUGAUGGAAGAUAUAUUGUGUUUUUUUUUUUUUUUUGUAAUUACGUUUUUUAACCUUUUGUUCACUUUGACCCAUUGACGGCUGAUCCAGUAAGAAUUUCGUACAUGCAGCCAAGAUCGAAGCAGAAUAUGACUGUGUUAUCAAUGUUAUUUUAACAAUAAAACACUCCUCCAUUGCA
This is a messenger RNA of Micropterus dolomieu (smallmouth bass), 7899 nucleotides long. RefSeq names its product RAD54 like 2 (gene rad54l2). Gene Ontology annotation, molecular function: ATP-dependent chromatin remodeler activity; ATP hydrolysis activity; ATP binding. NCBI's taxonomy places the organism in Eukaryota, Metazoa, Chordata, Actinopteri, Centrarchiformes, Centrarchidae. Gene Ontology annotation, cellular component: nucleus. The coding region runs from base 531 to 5021 and encodes 1496 amino acids. The record is from RefSeq and is a predicted model, not a curated record. The transcript is spliced from 24 exons.